GUAACCGGCGUUGUGGGGAGAGCGGAAACACUUUCAUCAGUCUUCUUCCUGGCAGCUUUCAUUUUGUACAGCAAGGCAACGAGAAAUAAAAAGUACACAGGUUGGAAAUAUCUCAUGUUUUCAAUGGUCUCCAUGGCGACGGCGAUGCUCUGCAAAGAACAAGGGAUUACGGUGGCUGGAGUUUGUGCUGCAUACGAAAUUUUCGUCACUCAAAAGAUCCGUCUGCCAGAGCUGAAAUACAUGCUGAAAACCGCAAUCAUGUCAAAAUCUCCUUAUCCAUGGUCAAGCAAAGCCACAAAGAGGCUAGCAGUUCUCGCAUGCACAACUCUAUGCCUACUUUUGUUCAGGCUCCAAAUAAUGGGCUCGCAACUGCCGGUUUUUACGAGAUUUGACAACCCCGCAUCAGUUGCUGCCACGCCUUCUCGCCAGUUGACGUAUCAUUAUUUAAUAAGCAUCAAUUUGUGGUUGCUGUUAUUUCCGUGUGACCUGUGCUGCGAUUGGACGAUGGGAACGAUAACAUUGGUCGAAUCGUUUCUGGACAUCAGGAACUUGGGCACCGUUGCCACGUAUGCCUUUUUGGCAGCGAUCCUCGUCAAAGCGUUUACGACGGAUAAUAAGUUGCAGAGCACGAUUUUGAUAAUGGGUACAUCUCUUAUGGUGUUUCCAUUCAUCCCAGCUUCGAAUUUCUUUUUCCCAGUCGGUUUCGUGAUAGCAGAAAGAGUCCUCUACAUGCCUUCCAUGGGUUUCUGUAUGCUGGUCGGCUACGGUUUCCAUGUAGUCUCUCAAAAGAAAAACAAUAAGAUCAUGUUCCUUUUCCUAUCGCUACUAUUAGCAUCGCACGGGGGAAAGACCUACCUGAGGAACUGGGAUUGGGAAAACGAGUAUUCAAUUUUCAUGUCGGGUUUGAAGGUGAACCAGAGGAAUGCGAAACUGUUUAAUAACGUCGGUCAUGCUUUGGAGAGUCAGGGAAAUUUUGAAGAAGCGUUGAAAUUUUUUAAGACGGCUGUAAGCGUGCAAGAGGAUGAUGUUGGCGCUCAUAUCAACGUGGGUCGAACGUACAACCAUCUGAAGAUGUUCAAGGAGGCCGAAGAGGCCUACUUGAAGGCGAAAUCCCUACUCCCGAAAGCCAAACCGGGCGAAUCGUACCAAGCCAGGAUCGCCCCGAAUCACUUAAACGUUUUUUUGAAUCUGGCUAAUUUGAUAUCGAAAAACUCGACGAGGCUAGAAGAGGCUGACAUGCUUUACAGGCAGGCAAUAAGCAUGAGAGCUGAUUAUACGCAGGCAUAUAUUAACAGGGGUGAUAUACUCAUAAAGCUGAAUAGGACUAAAGAGGCGCAAGAGGUCUACGAACGGGCGCUUUUAUAUGAUAGCAAUAACCCCGACAUUUAUUACAACCUCGGAGUGGUUUUUCUGGAACAAGGAAAGGCGUCUCAAGCCUUAGCCUAUUUAGACAAGGCUUUGGAGUUCGAUCCCGAGCACGAACAAGCAUUGCUUAAUUCGGCCAUCCUCUUGCAAGAAUUCGGGCGACCGGACUUUCGGAAAAUUGCCAGAGAGAGGCUACUCAUCCUUCUGGGUAAGGAUCCCAACAACGAAAGGGUCCAUUUCAAUCUUGGAAUGCUAGCGAUGGACGACAAGAAUAUUGAAGAGGCAGAGAAUUGGUUUCGUCGAGCAGUCCAUCUGAAAGCAGAUUUUCGAAGUGCCCUUUUCAACUUAGCCCUUUUACUAGCAGACGAUCAACGGCCUUUAGAAGCUGCGCCUUUUCUAAAUCAGUUAGUCAAAUACCAUCCUGAUCACGUAAAAGGACUCAUUUUACUUGGAGAUAUUUAUAUUAAUAAUAUUAAGGAUCUGGAUGCAGCUGAAAAUUGCUACCGACGCAUCUUAGAACUCGAACCAGACAACAUCCAAGGUCUACACAAUCUCUGCGUGGUCCACGUAGAAAGAGGAAAGCUCUUAGAAGCCCAAACUUGUCUUCAGCAAGCCCACAAACUAGCCCCAGAAGAAGACUACGUUCUACGUCAUUUACAAAUCGUUCAAAAUAGAAUCUCAAAAUUACAUUUAAACCCAAACGAUAUAAAUGAAGUAGACGAGAACUCGAAAGAAAAAUCCAAAGUAGUCUCCAACAAAAGCAUCGAUGAAACGGAUAAAAAUACGAAACCGAUGGUUUCAGGGGAUUCAGAGGAGCAAAGGUAUAGUAGCAGAGUUGUUAAUACCGAACCUAUGUUUGUCAAUAAUGUUGACAAUAUUGAUGAUUAUGUGGGGUACGAUGUUGUUGAAGAAGAGUUGGCGGAGACUACCGAGUAUCCAAAUAGUAGAAUAGAAGCUGGAAGUGAUAAAGACGAUCCUUCUUCAGGAAUGUCUUAA
Molecule: messenger RNA, 2361 nt
Organism: Psylliodes chrysocephalus
Lineage: Eukaryota; Metazoa; Arthropoda; Insecta; Coleoptera; Chrysomelidae
Source: the annotation of a GenBank genome assembly